AUUAUAAUCGUAAUUUCGAUAAUAGAAAUUCCGCGAUAGAUCGAAGUCCUUCGAUUUUAGAAUCGCAGAAAAAAUGUAAUUAGAGCAAGAGAUUUCUUAUUGACGUCAAACUCUGAAGAACAAAAAAUGGAGAUUGAUAAUUGCGAUUGAAAUUGAAAUCCGUUGAAAUUCAAAUCUGUAUUUUAAUUCAACGCUGAAUAAUUCAGGAGUAGGAGUUUGAUGAAAUUUUUUCAACCUCUAAAAAUGCGAAAUGAGAAAAUUCCAAGGGUCUGACAUUUGAUAUAUCAUCUUGUUUACCACCUGGUGGAUCAUAUUUCCGACUGGCGCAGGCGUGGGAGUGGUGGAUGCAUUGAGGUACCUCCAUCGAGGCCAGUUGGUGGUCUCACACCACUUGAGAUAUUCCCAUCAAGUACAUGUUCAUGUACACAACUUUGUCAAUCAAUAAUAGAGACCCGCCUCCGCACAUUCAUUCAUCCCUUGGUACUAUCACUCGUCAAUUUAUUUCAACAAUUAUUCAAGACUUCUGAGGUUUUUACUAAUUUUUCGGUGGCAGUUGUUUCUCAUGUGACGAUUUGUACACGAAGGACUGAGUGAUCUUGCGGAUUCUACGAGACGCGAGCCCUUCGUAAACAGCUGCUCUCAGAUAUUGUGAUAUAUACGAUUUUCUUUGGGAUAUCGAGGUUCUUGGAAAUGGCACAGGAAAGCUCCAGGAGUGUCGAUGAGAAGAGCUAUAUUUUGGAUGCCAGGAAAAAUUACGAAGAUGGCAACAGCCUGGGAACCGAUGACUCCUACGACGAUAUGAGACAGCUCGUAAGGGGGGAGGAGGAGGAUGAGUCGGGGAAAUUCUCCAGUCUGCCACUGGCGAGCUUUAAUUUCAUCAAUUCCAUCAUUGGGAGUGGAGUAAUUGGAAUCCCUUAUGCUCUACACCAGUCCGGAUUUGGAUUGGGGAUCGGUCUUCUGAUUGUCGUUGCUAUUCUCACGGAUUAUUCCUUGAUUCUCAUGGUCAGGAGUGGACAUUUAUGCGGGGAGAUGAGCUAUCAAGGACUCAUGAGAGCUAGCUUUGGAAGAGUUGGAUUUUACAUACUCACAACACUCCAGUUCAUUUAUCCAUUCAUUGCCAUGGUAUCGUACAACGUUGUUGUCGGCGAUACAGUGACAAAAGUUAUAAUCCGUGUAUUCGGCCUGAGAGAGGAUAAUAUAUUCGGUAAACGCGAAGUUGUGAUUCUUCUGGCAACAAUGUGGAUAACAGUGCCACUUUGUUUAUACAGAAACGUAGCAAGACUAGCUAAAAUAUCGUUCCUCUCCCUCGUCUGCGUCGGCUUCAUUCUCCUCGCAAUAUUCAUCAGGAUGAGCACAAUGGCAGCACUAGUUCCAGAAUCCACCGAUAGCUGGAGAUUUGCAUCGAUAAGAGGUGUAAUUCCCUCGAUAGGAAUAAUGGCAUUUGCAUUCAUGUGUCACCACAACACAUUCCUCAUUUACGGCUCCAUCGAGCGUGCCACCCAGCAGAAGUGGGACGUAGUGACCCACUGGUCCCUCUUCACAUCAUUCAUCGUAGCCAGUGCUUUUGGUAUAGCUGGUUACGCCACAUUCACGUCACACGUCCAGGGAGACCUGAUGGAGAACUACUGCUGGGACGAUGAUCUCAUGAACUUCUCCAGAGUCAUGUUCAGUGGAACAAUCCUUCUGACUUUUCCCAUCGAGUGUUUCGUCACUCGUGAGGUGAUCCUUACAGCGAUAAAGGGAACGGACGAGACGGAGAAUCACGAUAUGUACAUCGCAGGUUCUGAUCGUCGAUAUUUACUCAUCACAAUGGGAAUAAUAACAGUGGCUUAUUUUAUCUCGAUGACCACUGAUUGUCUGGGGGUUGUUCUUGAGCUGAAUGGCAUACUGGCAGCAGUACCUCUGGCCUACAUCCUCCCAGCUCUUUGCUACCUGAAAUUGGAAAAUGGUGGACUGCUCUCGUCCCAGAAACUUCCUGCACUCGGGCUCUUCGUGGCGGGAAUUUUUGUUGCUGUUUCGGGACUCUUGUUGAUCAUUUUUAAUGACGACAGGGAUGAGUCCUGCAAGCAUGGACAGAUUAUGAGCUAUUGCUUGAGCAAUUCCACAGUAUCUACCACCACUUCGUCAUCAGAAAUUACUACCACUGUUAAACGAUUGAUUGCAACAACUGCGAGAACCAUUUCUAGCUCUAUUGGUGUCACUCAGGGUUUUGAAACCACCACCAUUUAUUCUGCUGUCACUGGGAGCAAUGCCACUGAUGCUGCCUUCACCGGAUAAUUCUUCAGGGUUCAGGGAACGGUCAGUGAUUUUUUUGCGCGAAAAUUAAUUUUUUCCGGCUGAAAUUAAUGCAGAAAAUCAUUUAGGAAAAAUUACUUUCUAGGGAUUUAAUUGUAUAAUAUUCUAUUUAAUUUGAAUUAUGUAAAAGGUUUUGGGGGAUUUAUAUUCGAGUUUUUUUUGGAAAUUCUUUCGAGGAUUUUUAUUUAAAACUGUUGUUCUGUUGACAAAUAUUCAACAGAGGAAAAGUUUUUCAUCUUCAUUUUUCUACGAAAAUUGUCUAUUUUGUAUUCUUUUUGCACUGUUUUUUAUAAUAAUUUUCUAAAAACACUUUAGUCGAAACUUUUAGGAGAACUAUUUUUUUAGUAACAAAUAGUUUCUUGGUUUGUGAUUGUUGUUCAUUUUUCCAGUGGAGAUUCGAUGGAUUUUCUGUUAAUUGUUGAGUUUUCAAUAUUUUCAAUAAUUUAUAGCGAUUCAUUAAUGAGAUUUGAUAAAUAUUGAAUACCAAUUAUUUAUUUUGAAGCAAUAAUGCUUUUUCUGUUUGAAGUUUUCUACAGGCAUCUAAUCUGGAACAUUAAUCUCGCCAGAAUAAUUCAAUUACGAUUAGAGUAAUGAGCAACAGGGGCUGGUAUAAUUACCAGUUUACAACAAAUGACGAUCUAAAGAAAGUUGUGAAUAUUAUUGAUAAUUAUUCAUUUAGUCUGCAGAGCUGAAGGUGCACAAAGCAAUCAAUAACAUUUAUUCCGAUUGUUUUGUAAUCUAUCAAUUUUCUUAAGAUUUUUAUUUACAUUUUUCCCGAGCUCUCUGUGUUGACAAUAUUUUUUAUUAUAAACAUUAUAAAUAUUAUUUCUUAAUUUUUCUUCAAUUUGAUCAAGAGAAAGAGAUUUUACGAGGAGAAAUAGAAGUGUAAAUAUUGUUUUGUGAAUUUAUUAUAUUAUAUUAAUAUUGCUAUAGCAUAAUAAAUAAUGGUCGAAGGCUCGAGAACAAUAAGGGCGGGAGUCCGAAAAGGGAAUUCCAUCGGGAAUUCGUUGAUUUCGAGCCUUUGACACCCGAUAUUAUUUAUUUAAGAAAAAUCAAAGUACUUAGAUGCCAAAUGAUAAAUGAGAAUAUUCGAGACACUCGAAAGGGGACGACAACUCAAUUACAGCUAGCGCUUGAUAUUUUAUAGAUAAAAAAAUGUGUUUUGAGAAAAAUUUUCGAUAAUUUUAACAUUCGCAAGACCCUCGGUUUAUUUAUUAUUAAAUUACGAGUGGUUUUCUCGUGGUUAACUCGACCAUUUCUCACUCUGUGAUAGAUUACGUUCCAAUCAAAAGAUGAUAAAAGAUGAUACUGAUAAUUAAUGCAAGCUAAUUAACUAAUUGAAAUUCACUCCAAAACACCAGGGACGCAUGAACGAAAGUCUAAUGGUUAAAUAUCGAUAUGAUAUACUAUAAAUAUGUAAUAAUGUAUAAAUUAUAUUAAUGUUCAGUCAUAUUGCAUUUGUUCAUGUUUAUGGGUGGAGCAAUAAAUUCUACGUGGUUGAAUAAUAAAUGAAAA
Molecule: messenger RNA, 3810 nt
Organism: Fopius arisanus
Lineage: Eukaryota; Metazoa; Arthropoda; Insecta; Hymenoptera; Braconidae
Product: putative sodium-coupled neutral amino acid transporter 11
Exons: 7
Coding region: 691-2277 (528 amino acids)
Biological process (GO): amino acid transmembrane transport
Molecular function (GO): L-amino acid transmembrane transporter activity
Source: RefSeq, a predicted model, not a curated record